UUAAAUGUACCUAACGGAGGGCAGAUUAAAAAGGACACAAUUUGCGCUGGUGCAGUUUGAAUAGAGGAAUAUGCUCUCUACCUGGCUGACUUUUGCACUUCUGUGGGGAACUUUCUGUACAGAACUCAGCCAUGGAGAGGUGGAGACACGCGAGUGUUUGUACUACAACAUCAACUGGGAGAUUGAGAAGACCAACCAGAGUGGAGUGGAGCGGUGUGAGGGGGAAAAGGAUAAGCGCUCACAUUGCUACGCAUCGUGGCGUAACAACUCUGGAACCAUCGAGCUGGUGAAGAAAGGCUGCUGGUUGGAUGACUUUAACUGCUAUGACAGGCAGGAGUGUGUUGCCACAGAGGAAAAUCCACAGGUGUUUUUUUGCUGCUGUGAGGGCAGCUUUUGCAACGAGAGGUUCACCCACCUACCUGAUGUGAGCGGACCAGUUAUUGAACCUCCCCCUGCUGCCCUUUCAUUGCUGAAUGUGUUGGUAUACUCCCUGCUGCCUGUUACCAUGCUGUCCAUGGCCCUGCUCCUGGCCUUCUGGAUGUACCGCCACCGCAAGCCACCCUACGGCCACGUCGACAUCAAUGAGGAUCCCGGCCCCACUCCUUCAUCUCCUCUUGUAGGGCUGAAACCUCUGCAGUUGUUGGAAAUUAAGGCUAGAGGGCGAUUUGGCUGUGUGUGGAAAGCCCAGAUGAUGAAUGAAUAUGUAGCUGUAAAGAUCUUCCCUAUUCAGGAUAAACUGUCAUGGCAGAAUGAGCGAGACAUGUUCUGCACACCAGGGAUGAAGCACGACAAAUUGCUGCGAUACAUUGCUGCUGAGAAACGUGGGACCAGUCUGGAAAUGGAGCUCUGGCUCAUCACUGAGUUUCAUGAAAAGGGUUCUCUGACUGAUUAUCUAAAGGGUUACGUUGUAAGCUGGAAUGAACUGUGUCACAUUGCGGAGACUAUGGCAUGUGGCCUGGCUUACCUUCAUGAAGAUGUAUCACGCUACAAGGGAGAAGGCCCCAAGCCUGCUAUUGCCCACAGGGACUUUAAGAGUAAAAAUGUGAUGCUGAAAAAUGAUCUCACUGCUGUUAUUGGAGACUUCGGGUUGGCAGUAAAGUUUGAGCCUGGAAAAGCACCAGGAGACACACAUGGCCAGGUUGGCACCCGGAGGUACAUGGCGCCUGAGGUGCUGGAAGGAGCCAUUAACUUCCAGAGGGAUGCUUUUCUGAGAAUAGACAUGUACGCCAUGGGGCUGGUGCUCUGGGAACUGGUGUCCCGCUGCACAGCUGUUGAUGGUCCAGUGGACGAGUAUAUGCUGCCGUUUGAGGAGGAGAUUGGACAGCACCCAUCCCUGGAGGACUUGCAGGAUGUCGUGGUCCACAAAAAGAUGCGGCCAGUGCUGAAAGAGUGCUGGCUCAAACAUUCUGGUCUGGAGCAGCUGUGUGAAACAAUAGAGGAAUGUUGGGACCAUGACGCUGAGGCUCGUCUCUCAGCAGGCUGUGUGGAGGAGCGUCUCUCUCAGAUCCGGCGCCUUGGCAGCGGCACUACCUCUGACUGCCUCGUCUCUGUUCUCACCUCAGUCACCAACGUGGACUUACCACCCAAAGAGUCCAGCAUCUGAGAACGGGGGGAAAAACACCUCCCAAAAGUUAAAGAAACAACCCUUGUCUUUCCCAGACUCAGUGGAUCUCAGACAACAAUGAAUGCAGCUGCUAUUUUAUCCUGAUGUUUUUUAAAUUAUCAUUAUUGUUAUUAGUAUUACUCUGAUCGGAUCAAUACUACCAGCACACUUCGCUACUGUAUUUUUAUUAAGAGAGGAAAACACAAAACGUUAAAAAAAUAAAUAAAUAAAUAAAUAAAUAAAUAAUGGCGUAGGGACAUCUCAUACCGCAUUCAGGUGCCGACUUAUGAAUGCUGACAUGAUGCAGGUACCUCAACUUUUCAGUUCAGUGUUUAAAUUUUUUAUUUCUCUAUAUUUCUAUUUUCUGUCUUCUGGACUUGAAUGGCUGAGGCAUAACCAACCUACACAUGAAGCAACCGGUCAACGUGUUGGAAAAUACAACAAUGCUGCAAAACCUGAGAGGAUCAUUAUGACUGUUACAAACAAUUUACCUUCCUCAAGGGAUUUUUAUUUCCGAUUUUUAAAGAUAUUUUCCUCUCUGACUGUGUGCUAUUCAAAUUUAUGGAAAACGUGUCUUUUACGGAACUAACGGGUGUCUCUAGAACACAACAAAAUGUGGAAGACAACUGGAUUUUUAUUUUUUCAUUUUGUGCUGUAGGGGAAGUUGCCGACUGUAAACGGGGUCAGUUCAGGUUUUUAAAAUGUGGGCAUAAGAAUUUGGGGUUGAGGAAUUGGCAUUGAUUUUAGAUAAUGGCGACGAGCUAUAGAUAUUGAUAAUGAGUUUUGUUUGGUACGUAAUUAUUUCUCAGGUAAACUUUGGGGGGGUGGGGUUAAGAGAUAGAAGGAGAAACUUUGGGUCGGUUGCAACCCUAAUGAACAGUACAUGCAAUGACCAUAGUAAGAGUGUAUGUGUAUGUGUGUGUGCGCGAAAGAGAUGUGAAUGUGUGUUUGGUGUUUAUGUGAAAAGGUGAGGAUGGUUGAGUGUGUUUUUAGUCUGAAUGCUGAAAGUAUGCUGAGCGUGAUUACAUAGACCACGCUGAAGGUUUGGUCCAAGUGACCAUCAAAAUAUAAUUAAGUCCACAAACAUAUUGGAUAUUUAAAUUUAAGGACCUAGACUGAAACAGCAAGAAUCAGACUGACAUUUAGAAAGCCUGUACUCAUAUCUGAGCAGAUGGCAUCUAGAAAGGUUCAUACAUCAUGUUC
Trichomycterus rosablanca is the source of this 2806-nucleotide messenger RNA. RefSeq names its product activin A receptor type 2Ba (gene acvr2ba). The record is from RefSeq and is a predicted model, not a curated record. The transcript has 11 exons. The coding region runs from base 71 to 1603 and encodes 510 amino acids. Gene Ontology annotation, biological process: protein phosphorylation; activin receptor signaling pathway; cellular response to growth factor stimulus. Lineage: Eukaryota; Metazoa; Chordata; Actinopteri; Siluriformes; Trichomycteridae. Gene Ontology annotation, cellular component: plasma membrane; activin receptor complex. Gene Ontology annotation, molecular function: activin binding; activin receptor activity; ATP binding.